Messenger RNA from Aedes albopictus (Asian tiger mosquito), 450 nucleotides. RefSeq lists its product as uncharacterized. The coding region runs from base 15 to 428 and encodes 137 amino acids. The record is from RefSeq and is a predicted model, not a curated record. Lineage: Eukaryota; Metazoa; Arthropoda; Insecta; Diptera; Culicidae. The transcript is spliced from 3 exons.
UCUAGGGCCUGUAGAUGAGCUCAAUGCAUUGUUAUCAGUAUCAUCAAACCAGUCCCAGUCUUCCAUUUGUUUCCGUGCUACUCCAUAAUGUGAUUAGUUCAUCGAAAACUCAAAGCUUUCGAUACGCUGAACAUCUGCGGCCUCAUAACUACGCACACGGCCUUCUAAUGGAGGAACACGAGGAAGAUCAACUGGCAAUCGUGCUGAAUGGGAUUCCCGGAGUGAGACGGGUAAAGGAUUUGCAAGUCCGAGAUAUAGGUGCGAUAGGAGUAACUCAGAUGAACGUCCGUUUAUUGCUUGACCCAGAAGCCAACGAAGCGGAAGUUAAGGAAGCUGCCAAUGCUAUGGCAGCAAAAGAAUACAUUUGUACCUGCUUUGUCCAAAUAGAACGUUACAAAAAGAAAGCAAAGAAAAAAAGAACAGAAUGAUAGCCAGUCCGGUGUAUCUUAA